Sebastes umbrosus (honeycomb rockfish) is the source of this 2125-nucleotide messenger RNA. It is a transcript of the gene mrps31, whose product is annotated as mitochondrial ribosomal protein S31. The coding region runs from base 16 to 1509 and encodes 497 amino acids. Gene Ontology annotation, molecular function: structural constituent of ribosome. The record is from RefSeq and is a predicted model, not a curated record. NCBI's taxonomy places the organism in Eukaryota, Metazoa, Chordata, Actinopteri, Perciformes, Sebastidae. The transcript is spliced from 7 exons. Gene Ontology annotation, cellular component: mitochondrial small ribosomal subunit.
CUUUUUACUCCAUGAAUGUAUAAUAUAAACCCAGGGGGCCGGAACCAAUGUUGUCCCGGAACUAAUGUUGUCCUCGAGUUUCCCUGGGUGACUUUAUGUUGUAGCACCGGAGACAAAUGUCAUAAGCGUGGAGAAGGGCAUUUGCAAGAAGUAAUCAUGUAUAGAUUAAUAUUCCGGUCCGUGUUCACGGCUCGAAACUCUUCAGUUAGUGUAUACGAGUCGUGUGUGUUACCAGCUAAAUGUCACAAGGCUGCACUUCCGGUGUUCAGGUUUGGAGGUGGAGUCAAAGCCCUCGGCACAAGUUCGGUCCGGCUGUGUGAAAAGAAGGACGAUGUUGCCCUCGUUAAUCAAGACGAGAAAACAAAUGCAGAUAAAGAGGCUGAGCCAACAGAAACUCCAACUCUGGUCACACAGGAAGCUGAAGAUGACGGCAAAGUCAUCAAGAUGGCUGAACAGAGGGAGGAGGAGCCAGUGGUGUUAAAGACAGAUGAUGAGGGUACCGCGCAGCAGCAGGUGGAUGUUAAAAUUGACCAGGUGGUGGCAGUGCCAAAACAAGUGCAGACUGAUGCAGCCAAGAGCGGGAAAGAGAGUCUCCUUGACCUUCUUGGAGCCAUGAAGGUGGAAGUAACUAAUAAGAGGAAGCUGAAAAACUUGAAAGUGAAGACAAGUUAUGAGCCUACACCCAAGUCGAAGCCAGCAGAUAUGGAGAGCACCAUCAGUAUGUUUCAGAAGGCUACAGUGGAGGCUUCAUCACAGAGUGAGACACUGGAUCCUGAACUGGUUGCAGCUGCGUCUGCUGCUGCCUCCACUCUGCCUGACCGCAGCCAGGCCGAGUCCGAGCUGCUCAAGCAGUUGAGGCAGCACGAGACCGUCACUGAGGCUCAGAAGAAAGGAGACAUGAACAACCUCGGAGUAAUCCUCGCUGACAUGAAGGUACGGAGGCUUCCCAACCGACAGAACGCUCGGCCAUCGAAUCAGAUCCGGUUUGACGACGACGGGCGAGGAUACACACACGACAGAGGAAUCACUACAGAGCUGGACGGCGUUCGGAGAAGGAAGAACUUGUUCUCUGGGAAAAGACUCAACAUCUUCUCCUCCACUCCUGAUCAAGAUGAAGCUGAAUCAGCAGUUGCACGGCCAACUCUAUGGGACAUGGACUUUGCUAAUCAGCUGUCUCUGUCGAUCAACCAAACACCUCGCAACGGGCUUGAGGAAAUGAUCCAGUGGACCAAAGAGGGGAGACUGUGGCAGUACCCGAUCAACAAUGAAAUUGGUCUUGAGGAGGAAGCCAGCGUCCCGUUCCAUGAGCACAUCUUCUUAGAGAAACACCUGGAGGAGGGCUUUCCCCGUCAGGGACCAGUGCGUCACUUCAUGGAGCUUGUGGUGGCCGGUCUGUCUAAAAACCCCUACCAGACAGUCCAGCAGAAGCAGGAACACAUUUCCUGGUUCAGAGACUACUUCCACCAGAAAGAGGAAGUCCUCAAGGAGGCGGAUGUUUACCUCAACUGAGCUUAAGACAGUUGCAUACGUUGUCAACAUCUGUUGAAUGUGGACAGAUAAAAGUAAGACCCGUUCACUCAAGAGGGGCGACUAUGAUCAUCUUUACCCGUACAGGUUGGAUGUCUAAACUCUUCCAGGAGGCCUGUUAGAGCGGAGAGGCAUCAAGUCUGUGUCCUGGUGUCAAACAUUGAACAGUAUCUACUGUUUCUAACAUGUUGAUCAGACUGUAGAACUACUUUUGAAAUGUUGCUUGUAUAAAGUAUGCAAACAUAUAAAGCAGCGAAAGUACAGUCAUGGCUUUUUGCUUAUUUCAUUUUGUACCAGUUACCCACAAAUACUGUGCCACUGAUCAUUUCUUCCUUUAUUUGCAUAAUCCAAUGCUAGUGCAGAUGAUUAACUGACUGUAAUGUGUUAAUAGUGUGGUGACACAAUUACAUGAAAAGACAUUAAGUGAUGUACAAACAUCGUUGUGUUGAAUUAUAUCUGGUUAACUUGACUCAGAUAUUGAUAAAAAAAGGUGAAGUUUUGUAUCAAGGCAUGUUUGGAGAUUAUGUUGCAUUAAAAAACAGCAACAGUGGACUCUUUAGUUUUAAUGGAUUCAUUGUUAAAGACCUUCACAUUCAAA